This is a messenger RNA of Alexandromys fortis (reed vole), 2063 nucleotides long. RefSeq names its product chromosome unknown C18orf21 homolog (gene Rmp24). The record is from RefSeq and is a predicted model, not a curated record. NCBI's taxonomy places the organism in Eukaryota, Metazoa, Chordata, Mammalia, Rodentia, Cricetidae. The transcript has 4 exons. Bases 1101 to 1658 code for a protein of 185 amino acids.
GUCAGAGAGCUUUGGGAAUACACUCUGUCCUGCUAGAGGGAUUCCUGGAGAUGGAACUCUGUGCCGUGACCCACAGAACCAUCUCGAUAGCACACUGAUGUUCCUGGAAGACCGGUGGUUCUUCUUCUUGCUCCUGUACCUGAGUAUACUUUGUUGGUUCUCCUAAUCUUCCAAGAUCCAAAUACUGUGUCCCCAGAACUCAGUUCUUAGAUGACAGUUUCUCAUUCAGUCUUAGGGUUGGGUACAGUAUACUGAGACAUUCCUGAUUCCAGCCUAGAUAUCUCCUCCAGAUUCUAGACUCAUGAUCUCACUGCCUUCUUAGCCUUUUUUUUUUUUUUUUUUAAAUGACUAGUUCUUCCCACCGGAGUAAACUGAUUCUGUCUUUACUUUGAAGCCAUUCUUUACUCCCUAACAUCUCUCCUUGGUCCUUCUUGUGUCAGCAAAUCACAUUGGCUUUAAAAUACCUCCCCAUUUUUAUAUCCAUUGCUUCUAACCUGGUCCAAACAAUUAGUGUUCUUCUCCUGGAUUGCUGCUAACUGUAUUCCUGCAGCCUGUUUCUAAGCCAGCAUGCCAAAUAACCUCUGUGACAUACUUUGUUCACUUGACUCCAGCCACACCAGACCUGCUUGCUGUUGUAUUCCAGGGCUUCCCCGAAUGCCUUAGCAUGCCUGGGACUCUACUUAUUGCCUGCUGUCAUUUCUCUCUACAAAUGUCAUUUGAUGAAGCCUUCCCUAGCCACCUUCUUUAGUUACAAUAACAGGACCCUGAUAUCUGAUCCCCUCCCUUACCCCCAUCCCCUGGCCCAGCACUCUGAUGUUGUUUGUCAUCUGGUUGUCCAUUGUUCACAGUACCCCAAAAAUACUGGUUGUACUAAUAUGAAAGAAAGGGAGGGAGGGCAAAGCCUGUGCAAUUUAAGUGUGGUAAAUGUAUUGAUAACGAAGCAACAAAUGAGCAAAGUAGUAAAGGCCAGCAGCCUGCCUGUACGUUGCUGAAGGAGUAGCUGGAGGGAAUUAGAGAAUUUUGUAAAGUACAUCACUGCCAGUUUGCUUUUAUGAAUUUUCGUAUCUAGAGUUUGCUUCAAGAGACUAUCUGCUGAUAACAUGGAGGAGAACAGCACUUUUGAAGAAACAUGUCCACACUGCUUCCAGUUGUUGGUUCUGGAUAACUCUAGAGUGCGCCUCAAACCCAAGGCCAAACUGACACCCAAGAUACAGAAACUCCUUAAUCGAGAAGCAAGAAAUUAUACACUCAGUUUUAAAGAAGCAAAGCUGUUGAGAAAGUACAAAGACUCCACAAGUGUUCUGCUGGUUACCUGUAGAACAUGCAACAAAACAGUGAAACACCAUGGCAAGAGUAGAAGCUUCCUGUCAGCACUGAAGAGCAACACAGCCACUGCUACAAACAAAGCCAACCUGAAAACACCAAAGAGAAAUACCCCAGGCUCCACGCACCCAAGUCAUAAGAUGUCUGAUUCCAAAGGCAAAAGCCCCUUUUUGACUUUCAGAACACCUGCAUCUGGACAGUCAACACCCAUCUGCUCCUCAAGGAGUGGGAGCAAAAGAAAGAAACACUUCUCUCAACUAAAAGCGCUGCUUAGUCAGAGUGCAUCUGAGAAGAACCCAAAGCUGGACUUCAGGCACUUCUUAUCUUCUCUGUGAAGAGAACGGCCUUUGAAAAGGACUGGACUGCCUAGUGCAGGUUCUCAGACUCCAGUUCGUUAACAGCUUUUGUCUUCUCUUGGAUUUUUGAGCACAUGGAGACUUGGUCCAAAAACAAGCUCUUGGCAUCCUUUGGUGCUUAUGCAGAAAAUGCCUCAUUAAAUCAAGUGACUGGGACUCCCCUGGUAAAUGUGAAGAUGAAAUACAAAAGAGCAGACCAGAGAGAUGGCUCAAGGGUAAAGGCACUGGGGCCAUGCCUGACACACAAGGCAGAGAGAACCCACGGUACCAGUUGUUUCUGACAUGCACAUGAGUGCCCCCCCAUAUACAAAGAGUCAAUGUAAUAAAGGGUUGAGGGUUUAAGAAACUGACAGUUCUUACAAUAAAGAUACAGUGGAUUUUGAA